AUGACAUUAAUUGACGAUUCAACUAACGAUGGAUUUUACAUGCCACACCAUGCAGUGAUAAAGGCAGCGAGUAACACCACGCGGGUCCGCGUAGUUUUUGACGCGUCUGCAAAAACAGAGAUCGGUACGUCAUUAAAUGAUCAGUUAUUAGUCGGACCCACCAUACAAGACAACUUGUUCGCACAUUUAAUUCGAUUUCGCGUAUAUAGAUUCAUGCUCAGUGCCGAUAUCGAAAAAAUGUAUAGACAAAUAUGGUUACACAAAGAUGAUCAAAGAUAUCAACGCGUCCUGUGGCGUCAUAAUAAUGAGAUUCGCACUUUCCAACUUAAUACACUCACAUUCGGAGUCGCAUCUUCGCCAUAUCUCGCCAUCCGGACGAUUCAUAAAUUAGCGGAUGAUGAAGACGAAAAAUAUCCCGAUGCCGCGCGAUUACUCAAAACGCAUUUAUACGUCGAUGACCUACUUACAGGCGCGAAUACCGUGGACGAAGCGCGUAGAUUACGAGAUGAAGUAAUUGCUCUACUUGUUCGGGGUGGCUUUAAUAUACGACAAUGGGCCUCUAACGACAAACGCAUCAUUCAAGAUCUAAGUCCCGAUGCCAUAAACUCUAAUCUCGACUUUAGUAAGAAUAACUCUCUGAAAACGUUGGGAGUAGCGUGGGAUGCCCGAAACGACGCGUUACACUAUUCGGUUCACAAAAUCAAUUACGCCGAGAGGAUUACAAAACGGAUUGUCAUCGCGGAGAUAGCCAAGAUUUUCGACCCAUUAGGAAUGAUAGGACCAAUCACGUUGUUCGCCAAAAAAAUGAUGCAAGACCUAUGGAAAUCAAAAAUAGGAUGGGACGAACCCAUACCCCCUAAUAUACAAUCAACGUGGACGGAAUUUAUGUCGCAAUUAGAAAGCAUUAACGAUCUAUCUAUCGAUCGCGCGGCAAUUAUUCCCAAUCAUAAAAUCAUACAAAUUCACGGAUUUUGCGACGCAAGCAAGGCAGGAUAUGGUGCAUGUUUGUAUUUACGUUCCACCGAUCAAAACAACAAGAUACAUUGCCAUUUAUUAUGCGCCAAGAAUAGAGUCGCUCCAUUAAAAACCGUGACAAUACCGCGACUCGAGCUAUGCGGAGCGCUUUUACUAGCCAAAUUAUACGGCGAGGUACGUAAAGCAGUGAAACUUAAUCCGAACAAGGUCAUAUUAUGGAGCGAUUCAAUGAUUGUUUUACAUUGGAUAAGAACUUCGCCUCAACGUUUAAAAACGUACGUUUCCCAUCGAGUCGCUCAAAUCCAGGAGCUUACGAAUCCUCAAAUUUGGCGGCAUGUCAAUUCGAAAGAUAAUCCUGCCGAUGCUCUUUCCCGGGGUCAGUUACCGACCGUUUUCUUGAACAAUCAACAAUGGUUCUCAGGUCCAUCGUGGCUGAAAGGGAAUGAAAAUAAAUGGCCUCAAGGAGUUACAAAAUUAAUCGAAAUACCGGAAAUAAAGGGAAGCAAAUGUUUAAUCACUGACUUUAAUGACCAUAAUAUUUUGCAAAGAUAUUCUUCCUACGCCAAAACGUUACGAAUUGUGGCAUUAUGUCUACGUUUCCGACGAAAAAACAUAUAUCGGGGACAAUUAUGCUCACAAGAAAUAGAAGAAGCCGAAAUAAGAGUGAUAAAAAUCAUUCAGGCCUCCCGUUUCUCAUCCGAAUUGAAAAAACUUACAAAUAAUCAAGCAAUAAAUAAAAAUAUCGCAUCAUUAAAUCCGUUUAUCGAUCAACACGGUCUAAUUCGCGUUGGCGGACGUCUCAGAAAUUCGAACUUAACCUUUGCACGGAAGCACCCCAUUUUGAUUCCAAAUCAUCACUUCUUAACAGAUCUCAUCAUUAAAGAAACACAUGAAAAACAUUUUCAUUCAGGUGUUCAAACGACACUAUACAUUAUCAGACAGAAAUUUUGGCUAUUGGAUGGCAGAAAUCAAGUACGCAAAAUUAUACGUUCAUGUGUUCGCUGCUUUCGUUUCGACGCCAAUACGAUUAAAUACAAAAUGGGCGAUUUACCGAAAUCCCGAGUAUCCGAGGCUAUACCGUUCGCUAAUUCGGGGGUCGAUUUUUGCGGUCCGUUCUACAUCAAAGAAAAAAAAUAUAGAAAUCGAAAUCGUAUUAAAGUGUACGUUUGCGUGUUCAUCUGCAUGGCUAUCAAAGCAGUACAUUUAGAAGUAGUCAGCGAUCUGACUACAGAAGGAUUUUUAGCCGCGUUGCGACGAUUUAUAUCUAGGCGAGGUAUUCCGACACAUAUUUUCUCCGAUAAUGGGACCAACUUCAUCGGUGCGAAUAAUCACCUAAGAGAAUUAUACGUUCUUUUCAACUCCGACGAACAUAAAGAUCGAGUCAAUCGAUUUGCUAUUGACCACCGAAUCACGUGGCAUUUUAUACCUCCCAUCGCUCCACAUUUCGGUGGCUUAUGGGAAUCGACAGUAAAACUGUUUAAACACCAUUUUAAACGCGUUGUAGGCGAUCUUCUAUUUACAUUCAAAGAAUUAAACACCUUUACGAUAGAAAUUGAAGGAAUUCUAAAUUCAAGACCAAUCUCCUAUCUCUCAUCUGAUCCAAACGAUCCUAUAAUUCUAUCACCCGCACAUUGCCUGAUCGGUAAACCAAUCAUUAGCAUGCCCGAACCUGAUUACUCGUCUGUCCCAGCAGCACGCUUGUCCACUUGGCAGCAUCUAACAAAGGUACGUCAGGACUUUUGGACCCGAUGGAGCCUAGAAUAUCUUAAUGAACUGCAAAUACGACAUACAUGGACCAAAGAUGAAGGGAAGGUCGACGUCGGGACAAUCGUCCUUCUCAAGGAAAAAAACCUGCCAUGCACACAAUGGGCCAUCGGUAGAAUUAUAGAAACACACCCUGGCAAAGACGGAGUGGUGCGAACCGCCACCAUUAAAACAAACACAGGAACUUUGAAGCGGACAACGAAAUGUCUUUGUCCGCUGCCCCUCAAUCAAUAA
Molecule: messenger RNA, 2973 nt
Organism: Solenopsis invicta (red fire ant)
Lineage: Eukaryota; Metazoa; Arthropoda; Insecta; Hymenoptera; Formicidae
Exons: 1
Coding region: 1-2973 (990 amino acids)
Biological process (GO): DNA integration
Molecular function (GO): nucleic acid binding
Source: RefSeq, a predicted model, not a curated record